AUGCUUGGACCGAGCUUCAUCCAGCGCGCGAAGAGCGCCGUUCCCCUGGGCUACACAACACCCGACUUCCCGUCCCUCUACUGGCCUCUCCCCAUCGGCGCCGCUACCUCUUAUUACCUCUACAAACCCAGCGACAUCCUCCGCUUCACCGUCUACUGGACCCUGCUACUCGUUGGUGGUAUCCACUUGAUCGUUGCGCUGUGGGCCUGCAUAGUGCAAUGGCGCAAUUGGAAACUCAUAUGGAUUGCACCAGCUCUGUUUAUCGUGGUUGGCGGUAUUGAGGCAUUGGUGAGCGGUGCAAUCGUUGACUGGGAGACACUGACCAUGUGUAGGCUGGGAGGAGUAUAUCAAGCAGGAUACUUUGAGAUGUCAACCUGGAUCCCAUUCGUAUGGGGCAUCAUCAACACCCUCGUGCUCAUCCUGUCGUCAUUCGCAAUCUACGGAGGACUAUGA
Messenger RNA from Parastagonospora nodorum SN15, 453 nucleotides. RefSeq lists its product as hypothetical. NCBI's taxonomy places the organism in Eukaryota, Fungi, Ascomycota, Dothideomycetes, Pleosporales, Phaeosphaeriaceae. The record is from RefSeq and is a predicted model, not a curated record. Bases 1 to 453 code for a protein of 150 amino acids. The transcript has 3 exons.